AUGGACGACGGUGCGCGUCAGCACAUGCGCGAUGUCAUGGCCAAGUGCCGCAAGCGGACCGUGACCACCACCCCAUCCGCUAACGCCGAGGUCGUCGCGACCCCCGAUUUGGCUACCGUGCCAUCUGGAGAUGCGGCACCGCAGGCCGCCGCGUCUCCUGCCAUGCCGCAGCGGCAGCAGCCACCACCACUGGGGCUUCACCACUUCUUCAGCCGCGACAUCGCCUUCUCACACCGCGAUUUGCACAAGGCACUUGUGGAUAUCGAGGCUUCCAUCAAAACAGGAGAGCGCUCUGUCUUCCUCUACACUGGCCGUGGCCCCAGCGCUGGCACCAUGCACUUGGGCCAUGUGCUGCCCUUCAUGCUAACCAAGUACCUCCAAGACGUCUUUGACCUUCCGCUCGUUAUACAAAUCACAGAUGACGAAAAGUUCCUCUUUCGCGACGUCCCCUUUGAGGGCGCGAAGGCGGAUGAGCUCAUCCGCAGCAACAUCAAGGAUAUCAUCGCCUUCGACUUCAGCCCGCGCCACACCUUCAUAUUCCGCAACACGCACUACAUGGGCCACAUGUACCCGACAGUGCUCCGUCUGCAGCGUAGCAUGACAGGCAACGCAGUGAAGCACACGCUCGGCAUCACAGACAACGAUAACGUCGGCAAGCUCGCCUUUCCUGCCACCCAGGCUGCUCCGUGCUUCAGCACCGCUUUCCGUCGUGUUCUGCAGAACGGCGACAGGCCGAUGCGGUGCCUGAUUCCCUGCGCCAUUGAUCAGGACCCUUUCUUCGUUCUCACCCGCGCCGCCGCGCUGCGGCUGAAGCAGCUACCACCGGCCCUGCUUCACACCAAGUUCCUGCCGGCGCUCAAAGGCUUGGAACACAAGAUGAGCAGCAGUGCAGAGGAGAACGGCGUCAUUACCCUACAUGACACAGAUAAGCAGGUGCGUAAGAAGCUACGCCGCGCCUUCUCGGGCGGCUGCGCCACCCUAGAGCAGAUGCAAGAGACGGGCGCCAACCUGGAGGUGGAUGUGGCAUACCAGUACCUGCGGUUCUUCUGCCCUGAUGACACACUCUUCGCCGACGUGACGCAGCGCUACCGUAGCGGCACCCUGAAUAGCGGAGAGGUGAAGGAUCUGGCGGCGGAUUGCAUCAUCCGUGAGGUGCUGCACAAUUGGCGGGAGCGGCGUGCGACGGUGACGGACGAUGACGUGAUGGAGUUCUGCAGUAUCCGCGACAUUCUUCUCUGA
Molecule: messenger RNA, 1239 nt
Organism: Leishmania mexicana MHOM/GT/2001/U1103
Lineage: Eukaryota; Euglenozoa; Kinetoplastea; Trypanosomatida; Trypanosomatidae
Product: putative tryptophanyl-tRNA synthetase
Exons: 1
Coding region: 1-1239 (412 amino acids)
Biological process (GO): tryptophanyl-tRNA aminoacylation
Cellular component (GO): cytoplasm
Molecular function (GO): tryptophan-tRNA ligase activity; ATP binding
Source: RefSeq, a predicted model, not a curated record